Haliotis rufescens (red abalone) is the source of this 6193-nucleotide messenger RNA. Its product is annotated as CD109 antigen-like. The record is from RefSeq and is a predicted model, not a curated record. NCBI's taxonomy places the organism in Eukaryota, Metazoa, Mollusca, Gastropoda, Lepetellida, Haliotidae. The coding region runs from base 140 to 4525 and encodes 1461 amino acids. Gene Ontology annotation, cellular component: extracellular region. Gene Ontology annotation, molecular function: endopeptidase inhibitor activity. The transcript has 37 exons.
AUUAUGCUGACUCUGGCCAGUAAGUAGGUCGUGCAAACAGGACAGGUAGGGCAAGAUCCCAUCUCCGCAACACAAGUCAAGCGUUGCUGCUGCCAGUGUCUCCAGCCCCCAGAAAUAGGAGUCAACAAAGAAGAGAAACAUGCUACUAUCGGGACUUUUCUGCGUCCUUGUAGCGACAUUUACUACAGUUGUACAGGGGAACUAUUUUGUCGUGAGCCCUAAUGUAUUCCGACCUAAUGCAGACUUCAAAGUUGAAGUCACCUACACUGGAUCUGGUACAGUGACAGCACAAGCUACCAUUGGCAUCAAUGGCCAGCCUACCCUUGCAGCAAGCACUGAACAGUCCCUGACCAAUGGUCAAGGUCUUCUGUCUCUGCUGAUCCCAGCAGAGGUGGCUAAGGGCACCUACCAGCUGACUGUGGUGGGCAAGAUGAAUGGAGUGGAGGUGUUCCGGAACUCCACAGGCGUACGCUUGGUGAUGGAGAACAACCUUGUCUUUAUCCAGACCGACAAGGCUUUAUACAAGCCUAGCCAGUCAGUACGUUUUCGUAUCGUGUCCUUGGACCAAGAAUUGAAGCCAAUUGCUCAGACUAUUAAAACAGACAUCUCAGUUGUGGAUGGCAAUAACAACAAGCUGGAGGAGUGGCUUGCAGUGGAGAGUAUGUCAGGUGUUAUCGAGAAGUCCUAUGAGCUGUCUGACCAGCCCCCUCUUGGGAAAUGGAAGAUCAUGGCCAGGAAUGAGUUUGGAGAAAACACAAAGGAAUUCACAGUGGAGAAGUAUGUGCUGCCCAAGUUUGAAGUGAGUGUGGAGGCUCUUCCAGACUACAUUGUGAACGGGGAAACAACAGAGUUCAACCUCAAGGUCACAUCCAAGUACACUUAUGGCAAGCCUGUGAACGGCAAGGCCACCUUCAUCUUCGGUGAUGGGCAGGUUGUCAAGGAGACCACAUUGAACACUGGUGAAGACGGGGUGCACACCGAGAAGGUCAUGAUGAAAGAAGUAGCAACAGCCAAAACUUACCGCAGUCUGAAGGUGGUGGUUAACGUGACGGAGGAACCGGCUAUGGUAACGGAGGCCUCCAACCAGCUGGAGAUCCCUGUGUACAACCAGCGCAUCAAGAUGGAGUUCCUUCCCAGCUCCUCCCAGGUCUACCGGUCAGGUCUGCCCGUGCAACUCCAGCUCAAGGUGACUAAUCUUGUGGACAAGACUCCAGCUCAUGUUGGAAAACAGCUCGAAGUGUCUGCAUAUUUGACAGAGAACGUGAAGAAAACCCUUACCAUUGACACCCAAGGAAUGGUCACCACAGAUUUCGACAUUCCUGCCAAGUUUGAUCGCGAUAUUUAUUUCUCGGCUUCGAUUGUUGGUGAGAGUAGGAUGAGCGCCUCUCACCACGUUGAAGCUUACAGAACCAAGCUGAACACGGUCCUGUCUGUAGAAGUGUCAACUGAUCAGGCAAUUGAGGCUGGCGCUGACUUUGACAUUUCUAUCAAGUCCACAGGCACACUGAGACAUGUGGCCUACAUGGUGCUUGCUCGAGGUGUCAUAGUUGAUGGCGGCAAGGUGGACAUGACUGGGAUGACCAUUCAACACACCCUCACGGCCACUAGACUCAUGGCACCGAUGGCCAAGGUCAUUGUGUAUGGUGUUGUCGACAAUGGGACAAUGUCAGAGGUCAUAGCUGAUUCCAAAGACAUUGAAGUGUUUAGCGUCUUUGAUAAUGAGGUACAACUGCGGUUCUCCGCUGAAGAGAAGAGAGCUGGUACAACUGUUGAUCUGACCAUCUCCUCUGCCCCCAACAGUAUAUACUACCUUCUGGCAGUGGACAAGAGUGUCCUCCUCCUGGGUACUGGCAAUGACAUCACGCAGAGUGACGUGGUCGAUGGUAUUCGCAAGUUCAGCCUGGAGGAGUCGCGCAGUUUGAACACAGAGGAGCCCCAUUUGAUGGGUGAUGUGAUAAUGCCCCGGGGGGGAGGGGACUCGGACCUACCCACCAGUGCUGGCGAAGUGCUCAAGAAGCAAGGACUGAUGUACAUGACGGACGUAGUGGUAGAAGAGGAGGAGGCUCCAGUCCCCGAUGUAUAUUACUAUGAUGACAUGGAUGGGGAUGUGUUUGACGACUAUAUGAGUCUAGACAGCGGCAUGCCAGAAAUUGCACAGGCAGCAGGACCUGGAGUUGGAGCUGGAGCUAAACCAAAGUAUGCUGAGGUUGGACGCACACGCAAGUUCUUCCCUGAGGCCUGGCUUUGGAAGAAUGGGACGUUAAGUGAUCCUGGUACAGUAACUAUCUCUGAGACGGUGCCUGACACAAUCACGACAUGGGUGGCAACAGCUUUUGCUAUCAGUCCUGAGAAGGGGCUCAGUAUCACCUCACAAAGCUCCAAGAUAAAAACAUUCCAGCCAUUCUUUGUGUCUGUGGCUCUGCCAUAUGCAAUGAAGAAAGGUGAGAACUUCCAGAUGAGGGUGACCAUCUUCAACUACAUGAACCAGAGCACUCCAGUGAAAGUUACCCUGAAGAAAUCAGAUGACUUUGGAGUGGUUGAGUCCGUUGGAGGAGUAGAAUCUGCAGUAUCUAAGGAAGUUGUGACAGAAGUUCAGGUCGAAAAGAAUGUCCCAAAGGGCGUCGUCUUCUGGAUUUCUGCCAAGAAACUUGGUCCAAUCAAAAUAAGUCUGGUGGCGCAGCCCGAUGCUUCAACUGGAGAGAAAGGGGACAGCAUUGUGAAGGUCGUGGAGGUCAAGCCUCCCGGUAUUGUACAUAGAAAGGUCCAAGGCGAGACUGUGGAACUGGAUACUGAUACCACGCAAUACAACAAAACACUUCUCCUCCCAUUCCCAGCAGACGUUGUUGACGGGUCAAAGAGGAUAGAGGUCAAGGUCACAGGUGAUGUGAUGGGGCCAACAGUGGAAGGGCUGGAGAAGCUGAUCAGGAUGCCAACAGGGUGUGGAGAACAAAACAUGAUCACCUUGGUGCCCAAUAUUGUGGUCUACAAGUACCUGAAUGCUGUCAACAGAAUGACUAAUGAGAUUGAGGAUAAGGCUGUCAAGAACAUGAAGUAUGGUUACCAGCGUGAGCUCACCUACAUGAGAGAUGAUGGUUCCUUCAGCGCCUUUGGACAAAGUGACCCCAGCGGCAGUAUCUGGCUGACAGCAUUUGUGAUGAAGUGCUUCUCCCAGGCACGUGGUCAAAUCACAGUAGAUGGGAAAGUGAUGAGUAAAGCGUUUGCUUGGAUCAAAACAGGCCAGAACAAUGAUGGAACGUUCAGAGUCGUGGGCAAAGUCAUCCACAAGGAGAUGCUGGGCGGGUCAUCAGCCGGCAAGUCUCUCACAGCCUUUAUCUACAUAGCGCUGAAGGAGAGUGAGAGUUUCCUGGCAGAAACGGACAAAUCUUCCCUGACCAAGGCUGUCAGCUACCUGGAAGGCCUGGUCAACAAGAACGAGCUGACGACCACGUACGAGAUGGCCAUUGUAGCGUAUGCUCUGAAGCUUGCUGGCAGUAGUCUUGCAGAUGGAGUGCUGCAGAAACUGGAAGGCCGUACAAAGCCAUGGGAGAAGACGGUUGAGCCUGUGAAUUCUGGUGAUGAAAAGGUAGCCCGUCACAUGAUGUACCGCCCCCCAGACGCCAGUGCCAGUGACAUCGAGACCUGGUCAUACGUUCUUCUGGCCUACGCUCACGGACAGGAUAUUGCCCUGGGCAGACCCAUCAUGAAGUGGCUCCUGACUCAGCAGAAUGGCCAAGGAGGAUUCCGCUCAACUCAGGACACAGUGCUCGGACUGCAAGCCCUGGCAGAGUAUGCAGCCCUGGUGUACACGUCCCCUCAGACUGACAUCACACUGAUGGUCAAGGCCAACACUCCGUCCGGCAUCCAGACCGAGACUCUCCUGGUCAAGAAGAAUAAACUGUUGUGGCUGCAGUCCUAUGUGUGUCCAGAAGACACCACAUCCCUUGAACUGACCGCCACUGGAUCAGGCUUGGCUGUUGUCAAGAUUCUGUGGCAGUACAACACGAUGUACAGUGUUGAGAAGAAUGAUUCCAAACAGAUUGAUGUGUCCAUUGUGACCUACAAGCUCAAUGAGGAGGUCUACAACCUGAAGGGAUGCUUCAGCUCAAAAGAGCGUAACCUGGGCAUGACAGUGAUGUCAUUUGAGAUGCCAACAAUGACCUCACUGGCAAACGAAGACUCAUUGCGUGGAAACAAGAUAAUCAAGCGUGUCGAUAAUGACGGUGAUGAAGUUCAUCUCUAUUUUGAUGAGUCCUACCCGGAGGCGCAGUGUGUGGACGUCCAUGUCCAGAGAGAUGCCCCCGUGGCCAACCUGCAGGCAGCCGCCAUGAAGGCAGUCGUCUACUACCAGCCAGAGCUGGAGAAGGAAGUUCUGUACACACUUGAUGAAGUCAAAGAUGUCUGCAGCAUGUGCGGCACAUCCUGUCCUCCCAGCUGCAACACCAACGCCGCAAGCAUCAAGAGACUCCACAGUUUCCUCCUUGCAGGCAUCAUCUGCCUCCUGCUCAGCCUCAUUCUGGCCCUGUAACCAUGGAAACAACUCAGUGACUCAUGACAACGAGACAGCAAAGGAUGCACUUGAUGAUGAAAUUGAUAAAUUCUGAAAAUUUUGUGACCACGAUUGAUUUUAUUCAUGUUUGCAUUUAGUAUGUGCUCCCUAUGUUGAGAUUCUGACAGGGUAGAUGCUGUUGAUAUUACUUCUUGGCAGAGGCACUGUAAAUAUUCCUUUUCUGUCGACCACAAUGUAAUCUUUUUGCAAAAUAUAUUUCUAACCUUGAAAUUGUUAUGCCUGCAUGCAUAAGAUAGUUGAUAUGGGCCAAAUAUGAAAACGAAUUGGGUUUUUUUUAUUCAUUAUGUAGGCUAGGUGGCUGUAAAUAUUGGUCAAUAUAUUGAUACAUUAUUAGGGGGGAAAUUCAAAUUUGUUUUGUUUUUUUACUUGAACUGCUGUAUAUUGCUUAAGAGAAUUGAAAGUAAUCAGAAAUUUAACCAUGACAUUUUUAUGUACCACCGGUUUGAAUUUGUUUCGGUUUAACAAACAAAUUAUCUGUUAUUGGUUUGGAGAUCAAACUUCACUGUGGCUUCUCAACAUCAGAGCAGCUGAUGUCUUCAAAGAAAACAUGAUGACCUUUGAAUUUAUACCUCUUCACUUUUCAAUGUUAUAGAUGAAUAUGUGUUCACCAUCAAACACACAUAGUUACAAACCACAUAUUUUAGAACGUUUACAAAACUCAGAUGUCAGUUUUAGAGUGAGAGUAUUAUCAAUUCUUACAUUGAAAUUCUUGCCCUUAAAGACAUGCAUUCAUACCCGACAUGAAAUUAUGUUAAUACAGACAUACUGUUUGAUCAAUAGGCAAAGUCUGAAAGGAAGCGUUUUAUUUGCAGUUUUUUAUUCGUAAGCAGUAAGUAAUAAUAUGCAAUAUUCAACCAUUCCAUGAAGACUGUGAUUCAAUAUGUUCACUCUGAUGGACAUAUGUUUUUGAUAUAUAUUUGUAAAUAUUUUUCUCUAUAUUUUGGAUAUGGUAAUGGACUUUAUACAAGGAUCCGGGUACGGAUACUAUGAUCAUGUGUACUUUGUGUUCAGGCUGCCCUGACGAGGAUGGGGAUUACCAUGUUAUAGUGCAGGUCACAACUCGGGAUGGUGCUCCUUGACAUUGCUGUCAUACUUGUCUGUCUGAAAAUAUCAAAGCAUAAUAAUUGCUUACGUUUGUGUCUUCAUGAAAUAUUACUUGGGUCAUUAUUAAUUAAUUAUGGCAUUAUGGUCUCCAAUCAAUUAUUGCAACUCUCCAAUAAAAAUAUUAACAUUUGGUCCCAUCUCAGAAUCCAUCUAUUAAUUUUUGGACAUUAUCAUUAAAAUCUAAAGAUUGAUUUAUUGUAGCCCUGUCAUAACUAUUUUGGUCACAUUGUUCAAUAACUAUUGUGGUCAUGGUAGUGUAUGUGUAUAACAAUGUGUCUCUUGAACUGGUUGUGCUUUAUUUAUUGGUAAACAAACCUGAAACUCCUUUGUCAUCAGUGAAUUGGCAUGUGUUCCCUAUGCUGUACCCUUCCCAACACUAGCUCAAGAUAUCCUUUUUAACCAAUCUCAUUAAAAUCAGAUCUUAGUUCUCGCUAUCGCUAAACAAGGAUCUGAGGACAUCCCAUUAAGGGUCGCGUCUGAACGACCUUUUAUCCAACCAAUCAGAACGUCGCUUACCAGAUC